UUAAAAUAUGAUAAAUUUGGUUGAUCUUUUUAAAGGGGUGGGCUGACCAGUUUUUAAAAUGCAUUUUUCUAUUCCUGAUAUUGAAAAAUUGAAAGAGGGUAAUAGCAGUUAUACCUCAUAUAUAUUGUAUUUAAAUGGCUUACCUCAUUCAAGUUUAAGGUAUAGGAAACUCCGUGAAUUCUAUUCAACAAUUAAACUGAAAUAUGGCAAUUCAAUAAAGUUGCCUUCUUUUCCUUCAAAAAAUAUAUUGAUGAGCGAUUAUGAGAUUGAAGAGAGGCGCGAAAUGUUGGAAAAAUUUUUACAACUAAUUACUCAAAAUUCAUCGAUUAUAGAAGAUGAAUAUGUACAACAAAUUUUGCUUGAUUCUCAUAUUGAAUUUCACAAUCUCUUUAUUGAUAUUAUGCAUAUAUCUGCCAACACAAUCCAAUCAUUAAAUAACAAUGCAAUUAUAAACAAUCAAAAUGGAGCUUCAUUAUCUCAGGCCAAUUUACAAAUAUAUUAUUCACUAAAACCCCCAUUUCAAAAAUAUAUCAAAAUUCCCACGCACAUCUGCAAAAAUCUCAACACAAAUAAUAUUAUCAAGCUAUAUGCAGAAAACACCAAUAUUUUGAAUCAAUAUUUGUCCUAUCUUGGCCUUUACCUUGUUUAUUUACACUGCCCUUCUCCCAAGACUAGCUCUCUAAUGAAUCUUAAAAAUUUGGGACACAAAGAUGAUGCAGCUGAACAUAAAGUCAUAUAUAUCAAUAGGCUAACUGACACAGAAUGUCCUUACUUGGCACUUCAGACUUUGACUUGUACGUGCAAUCAAGAGUAUCGUAAUUCCAUGGGGCUCAGUGGACCUUACAUUCUUAUAAGAACUAAUUAUUGGGAUUGUGCAUUGGAUGGAUACAUUACAUCUUCUGAAAAAACGGCAGAAAUAUUAUAUUAUCAACUGUGGAAUGAUGGAUUCUUGAAGGCUUCUCAAAUCUCCAAGUCGGACCACCUUGCUUCAUCUCCUUCGUAUUCCACGCGGGCUCGUGAGGCUAUUAACAAUUACGAAGGUCCACUUUCCCGCGGUUUUUUACCUCUAACUCAGACCGGCAUCAACGAGUUCAAAAUAACGACGGGUCACAACGCCGGACCUAGUCUUCGAUGCGAAACUUUGCACCUGGGACUGAAUGGUUUGCUCAUCUUUUGUCAAGCCAAAAAUCUUGCUUCAAAUCAUGACACGAAGGAUUUAAAUGGUUACAGUAAUAGGGACAAAAAACUGUGUAGCCAUUCUAAAGCCAUUACAGAAAAUUUUACUAAUGGUCAUCAUCCAGUUGCUGGUAGUGAUGCCAUACUCAUUGCCAACGGAAGUUACCGCAAAUCAAAUCUACAUACCGAUGAUAGCACACAUAAUUCUGGCCAAUACGAUAAAGAUGUGCUAUUCUUCAAGACGUGCAGAAUUAAAAGCUGGAGGAUAUCUUCCUAUCCGGGCGCGACUCCAGUUUUUUCGAGCUCUCCCACGACCUCAGAAAAUUUACCUGAUCACGUCACUCAACAAAGACCGGCGAAUCACAAUAAUGCUAAACAUUAUUGCACCAAUAGGGUCCGUUACAAAUUUUCGUUUCAAUAUCUCACGCCGAACCAAGAAUUCGAAUGGUUCCACUUGGAAAAUGUGGAAUACCCCCUUUUCCUCAGUUCUUGUUUACACGGUAUCGUUAACGAAUUGAUGCGACGCGAUAGCGCUCAUUCUGGCGAUAAGGCCAAAUAUUCCACCGCGCAUUCUGACCUUGAUUCUAUUCGUUCCUAUAAAGAUAAGAGUUGUUUUAUGGAGGAACAGAUAGAACCUUUAUUGAUUCGUAGCAAGUCCCCGGCCAAAGCGACCAGGUCGUCAGCUGGUAACGAGUUUAAGGGUAGGUGCAAUAUCGCCAAAAAAGUUGUGGAACUGAAACCGUUCGAUUCGAUUGAAAGACUUCGCUCUGACUUGAUCACCCAUCCACGCGUUAUUUAGAGAAAAAUUAUAUUUUAUAAAUUUAGCCAUUCCAUUUAAAAAAAACGCAAUCAUGAACCACGUCAACCUUGUAAAUUUUUUUUUUAUUGGUUUACUGAAAAAAUUAAAAUCAUGUUUUUUUUUAAAAAAAAAGAAGGUUUUAUUCGUUUUAUAUGUUUUUUAUAGAUUUUUUUUUACCUUAUAAAAAUAUAAUUUAAAAAAAAAACAAAAUAUAUAAAAA
Gordionus sp. m RMFG-2023 is the source of this 2195-nucleotide messenger RNA. RefSeq lists its product as uncharacterized. Gene Ontology annotation, molecular function: phosphatidylinositol binding. NCBI's taxonomy places the organism in Eukaryota, Metazoa, Nematomorpha, Gordioida, Chordodea, Parachordodidae. Gene Ontology annotation, biological process: intracellular protein transport; endocytic recycling. Bases 59 to 1975 code for a protein of 638 amino acids. Gene Ontology annotation, cellular component: early endosome. The record is from RefSeq and is a predicted model, not a curated record. The transcript has 14 exons.